Xyrauchen texanus (razorback sucker) is the source of this 1815-nucleotide messenger RNA. Its product is annotated as ras-related protein ralB-B-like. NCBI's taxonomy places the organism in Eukaryota, Metazoa, Chordata, Actinopteri, Cypriniformes, Catostomidae. The transcript is spliced from 5 exons. Gene Ontology annotation, biological process: Ras protein signal transduction. The record is from RefSeq and is a predicted model, not a curated record. Gene Ontology annotation, cellular component: plasma membrane. Gene Ontology annotation, molecular function: GTPase activity; GDP binding; GTP binding. The coding region runs from base 276 to 896 and encodes 206 amino acids.
CUCGUCUGAAACAAAAAAGGGGUGGUGUCUCAAUCUGCGAGAUGGAAAAGUGAAAAUUACAGGAACUUUUUAAUAACAUUUGUAACAAAGUUGCUGUGUUUUUAAAUUUGAGUCAUUAUGUGUUUUUGCAGCUAACUACUAGUAUUUACUGGUGAUGUUUUCCUUUUUUCUAAAAUACUUUUGUUGGACCAUUGGACUCUGAGACAGUUUAAAGAAUACCAUGAUACUUUUGGCACUGUAUCUUCUUCGAUAUCUUUCACUGGAACACUACUUUAAUGGCGGCGAAUAAGAGUAAAAAUCAGAGUUCCCUGGUGCUACACAAGGUCAUUAUGGUGGGCAGCGGUGGCGUGGGAAAAUCAGCCCUCACACUGCAGUUCAUGUAUGAUGAGUUUGUGGAGGACUAUGAACCCACCAAGGCUGAUAGUUACAGAAAGAAGGUGGUCCUAGAUGGAGAGGAGGUGCAGAUUGAUAUUCUGGAUACGGCGGGACAGGAGGAUUACGCUGCUAUCAGAGAUAACUACUUCCGCAGUGGAGAAGGUUUUCUUCUGGUUUUCUCCAUCACAGAGUCGGAGUCCUUCAGCGCCGCUUCAGAGUUCAGAGAGCAGAUCCUGAGAGUAAAAGCAGAGGAGGAUACAAUUCCUCUCUUAUUGGUCGGAAAUAAGUCUGAUUUGGAGGACAGGCGGCAGGUGUCUGCGGACGAGGCUCGGGCCAAAGCGGAUGAGUGGUCGGUUCAGUAUGUGGAAACGUCGGCCAAAACUCGAGCAAACGUCGAUAAGGUGUUCUUUGAUUUGAUGAGGGAGGUGCGGACGAAAAAGAUGUCUGAGAACAAGGAGAAAAAUGCAAAGAAAAGUGGCAAAAAGAAGAAGAGUCUGAAAGAGAGAUGUACGCUGCUUUGAGCUUCACAAAUGCUCGAUUCCCAUCGAGCUUUCCUGCCCUGGACUGAGCCGUUCUUAUGGACGAUGAGGGGACCAAUUCUCUGUCAUCCAUGUCGUAUGUGUUGCCAAAUACAGUCAAACUGUGAGCCAUUGUGUGUUCUUCAGUGAAGCGUCCUCAACUCACAUCUACACCACUACUCUUCAACACCUUCUAAAGGAUGUGCUUUCUUUAGAGUUUACUAGGUGCCACAACAACAUAUGAAUAGCAUAACUCUAAACAACAUGAAAAAUUGAGCUUUUUAUGUUUUUUGAGGCUCCAUUUUCAUGGCAAGCUGAAUUUACCUUUAUUAAUGUGCAGGAUAUGAAUUAAAAUGAUAGUUUUCUGUCAGUUAUCAAAUUUGCACUAAUAAAAGUUUUCAUUCUUGAUAUCAAAAAUGUAGUUUUAACUGGUAAAAGUGCAUUUUUGAAAUCUUCACAAUGAUGUGUCAUUCAAUCGAGUUCAAAAUGCAAUUAUGGAUACCUGUAAUUAAGAUCUUACUAGUUAAAAAUGAAAUAAACCUCAGUCUGUGUAACAUUCCUAAUGUGAGCUUUUCAUGCCUAUCAGUUGAUACAUGGUUGCAUUCUGGGACCUGCACAGAAACACAAUUAAAGCCAUUUUGACUUUAUCACUAGUACAAUUAAUCCUCCGCAUAGUUACUUUGUUUUAAAUACUCUAUUUUAUCAAAAGAUAUCAUAUGCAAUAUAUUCUUCUUUUCUGUAUUAAACAGUUAACAGCUAUGAGUUUAAUGAAAGAUGCAAACUUCCAUAAUGUGACACUUUUUCUACAAAACUAAGACAGCUAAAAUAAUUGUAUUUUUCUAAUCAAUCCACUUUUUGUGUGUGUGUGUGUUCCUUUUCACUGAUUUUCUGUCUGGCUGAUUGUAGACCAAAUAAACCUCUG